GGAACAAAUCACAUUUUCACCAGAAUCAAGUCUCAGCUCCCUCUUCAGUCUUAUUUCCUCUCAUGACCCCCAUGAUUCAUCCUUUUCCUCCUCCAUAGCUCAAGGGAUAUUAUUAUUAUCCCUAGGGCCGAUUCCCACCGGAUGGCUGGUCAUUUCUGAUCUUCCCAUGUCAUCGAUCAACACGCCAAUCCCUGGAAGCAGAACGAAAACAUACAAACAAUCCUCCUCCUCCUCUCCUGGGGUCAUGGGGGUAUUCGAGGUGCUCGGGUUAUUUAUCAAUGAAGUUUGGCUGGUACGAGGUUGCGGUCCUGACAACGGCCUCCUCUGUAGGAGUCAGUGCGAAGAAUGAUCUUGCAUACUCCCCCCCAUAUUACCCGUCCCCAUGGGCUACCGGUCAGGGGGACUGGGCCGACGCAUACAGUCGUGCCAUCGAGAUUGUUUCGAAAAUGACUCUGGAUGAGAAGGUGAACCUGACAACCGGCACUGGAUGGAUGUUGGAACGAUGUGUCGGUCAGACGGGAAGCGUGCCUAGACUUGGGAUUCAAUCUAUCUGUACCCAGGAUGGUCCUCUAGGUAUCCGUUUUACGGACUAUAACUCAGCCUUCCCGGCUGGGGUCAAUGUUGCCGCCACAUGGGACAAGUCGCUCGCCUAUCUUCGUGGAAACGCUAUGGGCCAAGAAUUCAGCGACAAGGGGAUUGAUGUCCAGCUCGGCCCUGCCGCGGGCCCUCUUGGUCGAAGUCCCGACGGGGGCCGUAUCUGGGAAGGUUUCUCUCCGGACCCAGUCCUCACGGGUAUUAUGUUUGCAGAGACGAUCAAAGGUAUCCAGGAUGCCGGGGUCAUCGCGACCGCGAAGCAUUAUCUUGUCAACGAACAGGAGCAUUUCCGACAGGCCCCCGAGGCUGUUGGCUAUGGCUACGACAUCACGGAUAGUUUGAGUGCCAAUGUGGAUGACAAGACUCUACACGAGCUGUACCUCUGGCCCUUUGCCGAUGCCGUGCGGGCGGGCGUCGGGGCGAUAAUGUGCUCCUAUAACCAGAUUAACAAUAGUUACGGCUGCCAGAAUAGCCAUCUCCUGAACCGGCUUCUCAAAGCUGAACUGGGGUUCCAGGGCUUUGUCAUGAGUGACUGGAGUGCAGAGCACAGCGGGGUCGGUGCGGUCCUGGCCGGCAUGGAUAUGUCCAUGCCGGGUGAUGUCACGUUCAACAGUGGCACCUCAUACCUGGGAGCCAAUCUGACUAUCGCGGUUCUCAAUGGUACCGUUCCACAAUGGCGCAUUGAUGAUAUGGCGGUUCGUAUUAUGGCUGCCUACUACAAGGUCGGCCGCGAUCGCCUGCAACAUCCACCCAACUUCAGCUCGUGGACGCGUGAUGAGUUCGGAUAUGCCUACAUCGCCGUCUCGGAAGGCCCGUAUGAGCGGGUCAAUGAGUUUGUGGAGGUCCAGCGCGAUCAUGCUUCGGUCGCCCACCGUGUGGCUGCGGAUAGUGUGGUUUUGUUGAAGAACCACGGCUCGCUUCCCCUGACUGGAAAGGAGCGCAUGGUGGGAAUUUUGGGCGAGGAUGCUGGCUCUCACCCGUGGGGCGCGAAUGGCUGCGCCGAUCGUGGCUGCGAUCAAGGAACCCUGGCCAUGGGCUGGGGUAGUGGAACAUCGAACUUCCCCUACCUGGUUACUCCGGAACAGGCUAUCCAGGACGAGGUUCUGAGAGGACGUGGCAACGUGUUUGCGGUGACCGAUAACUACGCUCUGGACCAGGUCGCCUCCGUGGCUGCACAGUCGACCGUCUCUCUCGUGUUUGUCAAUGCAGACUCGGGUGAAGGGUAUAUCAAUGUGGAUGGCAAUGAGGGCGACCGCAAGAACCUCACCCUUUGGAAAAACGGCGAAAAUUUGAUCAAGGCGGCUGCAGGAAACUGCAACAAUACCAUAGUUAUCAUGCACUCUCCCGGUCCGGUCCUGGUGACUGAUUGGUAUGACCAUCCUAACAUCACCGCCAUCCUCUGGAAUGGCCUGCCCGGCCAGGAAUCUGGCAAUGCCCUCACCGACGUGCUCUAUGGGCGUAUUAACCCGGGCGGCAAGUCCCCGUUUACUUGGGGCCGAACGCGCGCUGCGUACGGCGACCCGCUGCUCACGGAACCCAAUAAUGGCAGAGGAGCACCUCAGCACGAUUUUACGGAAGGAAUCUUCAUUGAUUACCGCCAUUUUGACAAGAACAACGAGGAGCCGAUCUAUGAGUUCGGGUUUGGCCUGAGCUACACCACUUUCUCCUACUCGGACCUCCAAAUUCAGCGGCUCAACGCCCCCUCCUACGUUCCCACCACCGGCAAGACUCAAGCUGCCCCCAUUUUCGGAACGAUUCAGGAUGCCUCGGCUUACUUGUUCCCUCAGGGACUGACCAAGAUUAAGGAGUUCAUCUACCCCUAUAUUAGCUCCACCGAUCUCAAGAGCGCGGCAGGCGAUGCAAACUAUGGAAUGAAGGAGUCCCAGUAUAUCCCCCUGGGUUCUCAGGACGGGUCCCCUCAAGAGCUUCUCUCGGCUAGUGGGGGCCCUGGCGGAAACCCCGGUCUCUAUGAUGACCUAUUCCGGGUGACAGCGACUAUCAAAAACACGGGAUCGGUGGUUGGCGGCGAGGUGCCGCAGUUGUAUGUUUCCCUGGGUGGCCCCAAUGAGCCCAAGGUGGUCCUGCGCCAGUUUGACAAGCUCAAUUUGAACCCCGGAGAGGAGUUUGUGUGGUCCACCACUCUAAACCGCCGGGAUCUGUCCAACUGGGAUGUGCAAAAGCAGGAUUGGAUUAUCUCGUCCUACCCGAAGAAAGUGUAUGUCGGUAGCUCGUCACGGAAGCUCCCGCUUGAAGCUACCUUGCCUGCGGUGCAAUAGGCGCGGGUUGAAUGUGUACAGCGAGGUCGUCCUUACUUCGGAGGGAGGCUCUCGAUGCCAUCUUAAUCAUGGACCCCUUCUGGUCUUUUCGAGUACAUUAGUUCUAAAGAUAAUGGGUACAAUUUUAAUGACACGAUAUUGCUUUCAAUCCUGCG
Messenger RNA from Aspergillus ochraceoroseus IBT 24754, 3025 nucleotides. Its product is annotated as beta-glucosidase. Lineage: Eukaryota; Fungi; Ascomycota; Eurotiomycetes; Eurotiales; Aspergillaceae. Bases 279 to 2870 code for a protein of 863 amino acids. The record is from RefSeq and is a predicted model, not a curated record. Gene Ontology annotation, molecular function: beta-glucosidase activity. Gene Ontology annotation, biological process: glucan catabolic process. The transcript is spliced from 8 exons.